Messenger RNA from Humulus lupulus (European hop), 1160 nucleotides. RefSeq lists its product as uncharacterized. NCBI's taxonomy places the organism in Eukaryota, Viridiplantae, Streptophyta, Magnoliopsida, Rosales, Cannabaceae. The transcript has 5 exons. Gene Ontology annotation, biological process: proteasome assembly. The coding region runs from base 303 to 743 and encodes 146 amino acids. The record is from RefSeq and is a predicted model, not a curated record.
GGCGACGAAGACGAGAAGGGGGAAGCAGCCAUAGCAUAGCAUCAUUGACAGUACUCUCUUCGAACUAUCUCUCUCUUACAAUCGUCCAAACUCUCUACCCUCUACCCUCUCCCCCCAUCAUCCAUCUUUUUUGUUUGUUCAGCCUUGCUUCUCCACUCUUCCUCUGGGUUCUAGUGGAACCAUCGUCGGCCUCCCUACUUCACUUCACUUCUCAGAUUGGGUCUUUGCCCUUGUCGUCGGAUCCUUGAGGGGGUAGCAUUUCCAACUCUCUUCCGCAUCUGCGUCGUCUCGUCUCAAAGGGAAUGGAAAUGGAAGCUUUGAACUCAGCCCUGAGCUCAGCAUAUAUAUCCAAAGGCGGAGACGACGUCGUUCCUAUCACUUGCUUCACUGAGUCCGUCAACGAUGUCACCCUUCACUUCCAAAUCAUCCGUCUGCCCAGGCAGAUAUAUGUAUGGAUUGGUUGCAACUCUGCAAAAUUUGGCAAUUUGUAUGCAGCAGCGCCUACUAGUACUACCAGUCCUAAGAAUGGAGUAAGUGUGAGUUGUGUUCUUGGUGGAACAUCUGAUAAUACAGGAUCAGGCAUUGUUCGACGAUUAGUUUUAAAGACUGGUCACCAUGUUGUUCUGGCUUCCAACAUUCCCAAGAACUCUCCUUUGCUUGAGGCAGAGGCUGAGAAAAUUUUGGUGCAGAGGCUAAUCAAACUCGGCUACACAAAGCCAAAAUCAGAGGCCUCACCAUCAUAGCUGCUUUCUCUGGAAUAUACGUGGUUAGCUAUUGAUUCGUGAGGGGGUUGGCCUGUUCUGAAAAAGCUUUAAACUCUACUUGCUCCUUUAGUCCUAUUUUGAAGUCCAUGGUACAUUAAAUUUAUCAUUUUGAUUCAAAAAUUUGUUUCUUUUUAAUACAUUAUCGUUAUAACGUAUGUAAGUUGUCCCAAUUAUCGGUUGAGGGUUGUGUUUAUCAUACAAAUUACUCUUAUUAUAGUUACUAAAAACGAUAGAAGAAACCAAGAAAAUAGAUGCAACAUUAGUCUCUAGUGGCUACAAGAUAUCCAGUAAAAGUUUCGACUUGUCAGAUUUGUACUGUUCUAUUUGGUAUGAAUCUUAUGGGGUCACUUUCUUCAUCAAACAUAUAAUUUAUUGAUUUCUUGGUUUUUGGUUUUA